Messenger RNA from Panthera uncia (snow leopard), 1886 nucleotides. RefSeq names its product dynein axonemal heavy chain 9-like. The transcript is spliced from 11 exons. Lineage: Eukaryota; Metazoa; Chordata; Mammalia; Carnivora; Felidae. Gene Ontology annotation, molecular function: ATP binding; dynein intermediate chain binding; minus-end-directed microtubule motor activity. Gene Ontology annotation, biological process: microtubule-based movement. The coding region runs from base 1 to 1836 and encodes 611 amino acids. Gene Ontology annotation, cellular component: dynein complex. The record is from RefSeq and is a predicted model, not a curated record.
AUGUCAGUGAUGUUCCUCACUGUCGCCCCUCCCCCCACGUUUCAAUUUCAGGAUUCUGAAAGAUUUGAAGGCAUUGACGUGGACUUUAAAGAGCUGGCUUACGAUGCCCAGAAAACUCCAAAUGUCGUGGAGGCCACCAAUAAACCAGGUCUUUACGAAAAACUGGAAGGUCUUCAGAGCAGAUUGCACCUGUGUGAGAAGGCCCUGGCAGAGUACCUGGAUACGAAAAGGCUUGCCUUCCCUAGGUUUUACUUUCUGUCCUCUUCUGACCUGUUAGACAUCCUUUCCAACGGCACAGCUCCUCAAGAGGUUCAACGCCAUCUUUCCAAACUCUUUGACAACAUGGCCAAAAUGGAAUUCCAGCUGGACGCCAGUGAGAAAACGACCAAGAUAAGUCUGGGCAUGUACAGCAAGGAAGGAGAGUACGUGGCCUUCAGCGAGCCCUGUGACUGCAGUGGCCAGGUGGAAAUAUGGUUGAACCAUGUGCUCGCGCAUAUGAAGGCCACAGUGAGGCAUGGGAUGACAGAAGGUGUAGUUGCUUAUGAAGAAAAGCCAAGGGAACAGUGGCUCUUUGACUAUCCAGCUCAGGUGGCCCUGACCUGCACUCAGAUCUGGUGGACCACGGAGGUGGGCAUUGCGUUUGCCAGGCUGGAGGAAGGCUACGAGAACGCCAUGAAGGACUAUUAUAGGAAGCAAGUGGUGCAGCUCAAAACCCUCAUCACCAUGUUACUCGGCCAGCUCUCCGAAGGGGACCGGCAGAAGAUUAUGACCAUAUGCACCGUUGAUGUGCACGCCCGGGAUGUGGUGGCCAAGAUGAUCGCUCAGAAGGUGAGUCCCAAACAUCCGGGAGUGUCCCUCUUUGUCGCCAGCUACACCGUGAACGGUGGGAUAAGGGAGAAGCUCGCAUACAGCCCACACGUGGGGGUCCCAGACUCUGCCCCGGCCAGAGAGCUGGCGGAGGGUCAUGGUGGCUGCUCCCAGCGAACGUGCGUGGACAAUGCUCAGGCCUUCCUCUGGCUGUCCCAGCUGCGGCAUCGUUGGGACGACGAGGCCAAACACUGCUUUGCCAACAUCUGUGAUGCGCAGUUUCUAUAUUCCUAUGAGUACCUGGGAAAUACGCCUCGCCUGGUGAUCACGCCUCUGACAGACCGAUGCUACAUCACCCUCACUCAGUCUCUGCACCUGACCAUGAGCGGAGCUCCGGCAGGACCCGCGGGCACAGGCAAGACGGAGACCACCAAGGACCUGGGCCGAGCACUGGGCGUCAUGGUGUACGUGUUCAACUGCUCAGAGCAGAUGGACUACAAGUCUUGUGGCAACAUCUACAAAGGCCUCGCUCAGACCGGUGCCUGGGGCUGUUUUGAUGAGUUUAAUCGAAUCUCUGUGGAGGUCUUAUCAGUGGUGGCGGUGCAGGUAAAAAGCAUCCAGGACGCGAUCCGAGACAAGAAACAGCGGUUCAGCUUCCUCGGGGAGGAGAUCAGCCUGAAUCCCUCCGUGGGGAUCUUCAUCACCAUGAACCCGGGCUACGCCGGCCGCACGGAGCUGCCGGAGAAUCUCAAGGCUCUGUUCAGGCCUUGCGCGAUGGUGGUUCCAGACUUCGAGUUGAUCUGUGAGAUCAUGCUGGUGGCAGAAGGAUUCAUUGAAGCACGGGCGUUAGCCAGAAAGUUCAUCACCCUUUAUCGGUUGUGCAAAGAGCUGCUCUCUAAACAGGUACUCUCUCUAGUGACGCUGGACCACCAGUCACGUGUGAUCGCCCCACCUCUGGACGGGGCUCGGGGCCGAUGUCAUAGGGAAACAUUAGAGCCUUCUGUCAAUGCGCCCAUAAGCAUAGUAUGAGUCCUGCACACUUCCACAACAAAGACUCGUAUUCAUUUUCUUAGCAUUAA